AGACACACUGGUUCCAAGUUUAGCCGACUUGACGGUGCUGCAGGAUGUUUUAGUACGCUUUUGAUCGCAUUUCUACGACAACUGCCACUCUGGACGGACUCGAUUUCGGUGCGGAUUGUUUUGUUUGCCGUGAUCUUCCGAGAAGUGCUGCGCCAAGGCCGGGUAACGGUGGUUCUUCGGGACCCAUCAGCGAAGGUAGUUUCGGUGCUCUUUACGGGAGGGCACUAAUUAGUUUUCAUAUAUUUUACAUACAACUUCGUGCGGUUUGUGUGUCCAGCUUUGUGACCUCUCCCCCGGGGAGAAUUCCGCUCGGGUACUAGUCGUAUUCGGUUGUGCACUAGUUGACAAGGGUCUACAAAAUGUCGUAGCGAUUUCGCGAAACCAUGAACUUUAAGCGGUACACUGUUCGUAGUUGAAAACCGCUUGCACGAUUCGGAAACGAUCUAUCCUCACAGAUCUUCACUGACAGGAGCGGACGGACCGAGCUGGAGCACCGAUCGUCAGUGAGCAUCAACCACCGGGACAGUUAAGACCUGUUGUUUUAUUUCGCAAUCGAUAUAAAGUCGAGCGAUCGUAGGAAGUGCAUCGCAGUUCACGCGAACAGUGCCAGAAGAGUCUUGUAAUCAAAUUCAUCAGUGUAACCUGUUCGAGUAUAAUGUCUCGAUUCGUGCAAGUGCUUGUUCUGGUGGCCUUCGUGUCGAGUGCGUUGGGACAGAGCACCUCCAACGACGCCAGUACGGUAUCUCCUCAAGAUAUCUACGAUCUUUCCGACGAUGACUUCAAACUGUGGCUUUCCGGACGACAACCAAAGGCUUGGGACGCAGGAUCUUCAAACAGUAAUCCGUCAACUACCACGACUACUCCACGAACGACAUCGUCCGCAUCCGUUUUCCGAACAACCACUAGUGCGACGACACCAACUCCUCCCAGCUUCCUGACCACCAGCACUACCAUUAGACCAACGGAUGGAAAGUCUUGGUUCGAGGAGGAAGAAACAGUCACGUCCCAACCGGCAGCGCUCGGUGAACAGUUUAAACCGGCCGGUGAAGACUUUGCCCAAUGGCUCGAACGUCAAAUGCACCGCGUGCAGGAGGUAACGUUCGUUCCGCAGACGACCUUGACGGGAGAUCAACUGGCGGGAGCGGGACUCGUCACUCGUUUGACAACGAUUCGUAACCGAAUCCCAGCAACUACCUUCCAUCCGGCGCCAGAGUCAGAUUUCACUCCAGUUACCACCCCAAAUCCGCCGACCGCUGCUCCCGCCUACUUACCGACAGAGCAACCUGUUAUUUCUCCCGCUGCUGCUCCAGGAACUGUCGAUCUACAGCAAUGGCUUCGCGAUCAGCUACAAACCUCUCAACGUCUGGCUGAUAAUCUUCUUGCCCAGUGGGGAGCUAGUGGUUCGAUCCUCCGUUCGGAUGGCCAACAUUACACACCAAAUGCUGUAUCCUACCAAACGUCUGCCCUUAUUCAUGGUCUUCAAGGUGUGUCCCACAGUGGUCAGGUUCGGAACGAACCCGUCCCUGUUGCUGUACAGCACGGCGCGUCACCCAGUGUUCCGACGAUUCGACGCGUGUUCUAUCCAGCCGGUAGUUUCUUCUACUCUCACCCUCAAGUGCCUCACUACGGUCCAUUCGUGGGCAACUACAAAACACCACUCGUCAUCAAAUACCACUAAAGAAACUGUUGUGAAUUUGUGGAACAUGCACACGAAUCUUAAAUUACUAAACGAUUGGUUAUUGGUUUUUAACAUGUUUUCUUUAACUUUAAUGUAAUGUUAUACUGGUUUGAAAUAAAAAUUUGACAA
This is a messenger RNA of Anopheles funestus (African malaria mosquito), 1807 nucleotides long. RefSeq lists its product as uncharacterized. Bases 656 to 1678 code for a protein of 340 amino acids. The record is from RefSeq and is a predicted model, not a curated record. NCBI's taxonomy places the organism in Eukaryota, Metazoa, Arthropoda, Insecta, Diptera, Culicidae. The transcript is spliced from 3 exons.